Messenger RNA from Monodelphis domestica (gray short-tailed opossum), 3060 nucleotides. The record is from RefSeq and is a predicted model, not a curated record. NCBI's taxonomy places the organism in Eukaryota, Metazoa, Chordata, Mammalia, Didelphimorphia, Didelphidae.
UCCUAGGGCCCCCUGCCCGAGAGCAGGCGGUAUUGUUCUGGGGACGCUUCCACCCCUACCCUCCCUCCGAGCUCCCCUUUGUACGCGGGACGGGGCAGGAUUCCCGGCUUUGGUAGUCGGCACCGAGGCCUGGCGCUGGAGGCAUCCUACUGGAAAGCUGUAAGAGACCUUAGAAGUCUUUUAGCUCUGAACACUCAGGACAAUGGCCAUGCAGAUGCAGUUUGAAGCUAGUGCAGACACCUCGGUGGAAGAAGAAAAUAUUGGCCCACAGCCCAUUUCAAGACUGGAGCAAUGUGGCAUAAAUGCCAAUGACCUGAAGAAAUUGGAAGAAGCUGGAUACCACACAGUUGAGGCUGUUGCCUAUGCGCCAAAAAAGGAACUAAUAAAUGUUAAAGGCAUUAGUGAAGCCAAAGCUGAUAAGAUCCUGGCUGAGGCUGCUAAAUUGGUCCCAAUGGGUUUCACCACUGCAACUGAAUUUCAUCAGCAACGGUCAGAAAUUAUACAGAUCACUACUGGCUCCAAAGAGCUCGACAAACUUCUCCAAGGUGGGAUUGAGACUGGUUCCAUCACAGAAAUAUUUGGUGAAUUUCGAACUGGAAAGACACAAAUUUGUCACACAUUGGCUGUAACUUGCCAGCUCCCCAUAGAUCGAGGUGGUGGUGAAGGGAAGGCCAUGUACAUUGAUACGGAGGGAACUUUCCGGCCAGAGCGAUUGCUGGCAGUAGCUGAAAGGUACGGCCUGUCCGGCAGCGAUGUCCUAGAUAACGUGGCAUAUGCUCGAGGCUUCAACACUGACCACCAAACCCAGCUCCUCUAUCAGGCCUCGGCCAUGAUGGUAGAGUCCAGAUAUGCAUUGUUAAUUGUGGACAGCUCCACGGCCCUCUAUAGGACGGAUUACUCCGGCCGAGGAGAGCUCUCGGCCAGACAGAUGCACCUCGCCAGGUUCCUUCGGAUGCUUCUGCGACUUGCUGAUGAGUUUGGUGUGGCCGUGGUGAUCACGAACCAGGUGGUGGCCCAGGUAGAUGGUGCGGCCAUGUUUGCUGCAGAUCCCAAAAAACCCAUCGGAGGAAACAUCAUUGCACACGCCUCAACGACCAGGUUGUACCUAAGGAAAGGACGAGGAGAAACCAGAAUUUGCAAGAUCUAUGACUCUCCUUGCCUUCCAGAGGCUGAAGCUGUGUUUGCCAUUAAUGCUGAUGGAGUGGGUGAUGCAAAAGACUGAGGCGCUACGUUUCUUUUACUUUUCACUUAUAAAACUGGAGUGUUGCUUUAUAAAGAGGACUCUUCCUUAGAGUCCUUCACAGGCCUUUUCCUGUUGUGUUGGCCCUAGAGGAGACUUCCUAAAAGAGACUUCCAUGAAAACACAUUGUAUUUGACCAUCUGGAGGGGUAAACAGGAGACUGGUCAGCUGUCCUGACCUGCCCUGAAAUGCUGAUUUCUUCUGGGGUUUAUUGAUCUUCACAUGAUUUCUCUGGUCUUUGAGGGAGGUGAGGAGCAGCUCUUCCCAUGAUGAAAUGCCACCGGGUGAGCUUAGGACUUCCAUUUCUCCAAGUAUCUUUUUUACAUUUGGCCACCACUAAGAACUUGAAAACAAUGGGCUCUUACACCCCCACCGUCUUUAAUGAUGAAAAUAAAAUGGCCGGGCACUAUAACAUGUGGUAUUAAUAAUCCCCUUUUUAUCCCAAGCUUCUCACAGGGUCUUGUUUCUUUGACAGUAAAAAUACCUUCAAAGUUGUUAGGCAUCUGGGGUUAGUGUUGUGAUUUUGCAUAUGAGAAUUUGCACCCUUUGAGGAGGGGAGUCUUUUUCUUUUAAGAUAAAGGAAGGAGUCAUGAGGAGGAAGCCUGGGUUUGUAAAGCCACUUGCUUGGUCCCAACAUUUAGCCCUUCUGGGGUUUGGGGCAUUUCAGGAACCCUUUGAGAGGGAUUUUGAACCCAAUAAUAAAUCCUUGUUGGAUAUCAGAUUUUUGAGGCCAUCUAUGGUAGCUGAACAACCUUGGUUGCUAGUCUUCUCAUUGGGUUGAUGUGAUGGCUGCUGCUUGUUCCCCAAGCCACAAAGCUUGUGCCUAUAUCCUUCACUUUUUUCUAGACAAAAUAGAACCCAUAGAGCCCAAUUUUCUAAUCCUGAUUUUAAAACGAUUGAGAAAUGAAUGUGACGUAAAAGCAAAAAGCAUCAAUAAAAUAGUCCCAAAGACUAUGGUCCAACCUGAACUUGUAGUCAGGUGGAACAUCAGGUGGGGAAGCAACAAGACUUUUCCUCUAGAUUGUAAGCUCACCCAUUGUAGAAUUCUACCACUAGGCCAUCUCCUUACCUACAACAUGAUUGGCCAGACAUCUUCAUGGAUCUUUUAGAAUUUAACUUCUGCUCCUCACUCACGAGAGAGUCAGGGAAAGGACUCUGGUCUAUGGCUAGGGAAAUGAGAUGCCAAAGGAAGCCAAUUCUCCCAGAAUUCAUGUAAUCCAGAAUCUUAACUAUUUAUAAAAUUCCAGUCUUUGCUUUCCUUGGUUUGGAGUUCUUGGGCCAGCCCACUGGAGUGGAUGGAGUAAGUUGUGGUUAAGGAACCAGCUGGUCAACCUAAAACUUUUUGGCGUUAAUUCUUGCCCCCAAGUUUUUUUUCCAGUGUUUUUGGCACCAUAUACAUAUCUGCACACACACAUACACAGGCCACAUGUGCUGUGACAUGUCUGUAGACUGGCAGGCCCCCAAAGUGAGACACUGUUGAUGUAGAAUCCAGGUUUCUGCAGGAAGUGGGAAGAGACAUGGGCUAGGGGGAGGGCCGUAGUACCUUAAGUCUUCACUCCAUAGCCAUUUUUGGUUCUUACCCUGGAUUCCAUUUUCUUGCUGACUGCUCUCGUGUCUGUUAAAUAAGUAAAGCUGUAUCUUCCAGACCCCUUAAAAAUGUACAAAUUGUAUUAAAAGUGAGCAUAAGGUGUCUGCAUUGAUGCUUGAUCCAGAUGAGCUAGUUGCUCACCUACAUGGUUUGUAUGGGGAUGUAUGUCUUCUGUGACUUCAGAGCUAAUGUCUUUACUGCUACAACUUUCCACAUAAAAUUUUAAAAUAUU